UUUUGAUUUCCUUUUAGUGGCAUAGUUACUGCCAGUGAAUCAGUCAGCUAGUGAAGGCAGCCUAGGAACUGCCAGCAGAAGACAAGUAAGGCACUCAAAGCAGAGACCCAAGAUGUGGUGCCUCCUUAUGCUGCUGGGCUUCCAAGGAAUUGCCUUUUCGGCAGGAUUCCCCUCCACUCUCAACUCAGAGGAAAUCCAGAAAAGGAAGCCUCGCAACCCCGAAUGCUUCAUGAACGUUAGUGAAAUUAUCAGAUAUCACGGGUACCCCAGCGAGGAGUAUGAAGUUACUACUGAGGAUGGAUACAUUCUUCGUGUUUUCAGAAUUCCUGGUGGAAGGAACAGCCCAAAUACAGGGAAAAAGCCUGUAGUCUUUCUACACCAUGGUACUGUAGGAGACUCUAUCCACUGGAUUUCCAACCUGCCCAACAACAGCCUGGGAUUCAUCCUAGCAGAUGCUGGCUAUGACGUCUGGCUUGGAAACAGCCGAGGGAACACUUGGUCUUUAAAACACAAAACCCUUAGGCCAUGCCAAAAAGAGUUCUGGCAGUUCAGCUUUGAUGAGAUAGGUAAACAUGAUAUUCCAGCAGAGCUGUACUUCGCCAUGAAUAAAACUGGACAGAAGCAAGUGUAUUACGUUGGCCACUCAGAGGCUUCAACCGCAGGCUUCAUAGCAUUUUCUACUUAUCCUGAGUUGGCUCAAAGGGUCAAAGUGUUCUUUGCUUUGGGACCAGUAGCCACAAUCACAUAUGCUUCCAGUCCUCUGGUAAUACUUGCAUGUAUUCCUCAACCACUUCUCAGGUUAACACUUGGCUACAAAGGAGUCUUUCACCAGAAUGAACUGCUGAAAAGGCCUCUGACAUUGAUUUGUAGAUCUUGGGGAAAAGUCUGUGGAAGUAUCCUCUCUUACGCUGCUGGGGGCAGGAUACGAAAUCUGAACACGAGUCGAAUAGAUGUAUACGUAGCACACUACCCAGCUGGGACAUCGGUUCAGAACAUCAUUCAUUGGCAUCAGCUAAUACCUGCAGACCGAUUUCAAGCUUAUGACUAUGGCGCUAAGGAAAACAUGAAGAAAUACAACCAGUCUACUCCUCCUGUGUAUGAGAUAGAGAAGAUGAACACAGCAGUUGCUGUUUGGAGUGGUGGACGCGACAAGUUUGCAGAUCCAAAAGACAUGGCAAAGCUACUUCCUCGGAUCACUAAGCUUAUUUACCAUGAGGAUUUUCCUGAUUGGGGACACCUAGAUUUUAUCUGGGGCCUUGAUGCAACUAAGAGAAUGUACCGGAAAAUCCUUGAACUAAUACGAAAAAACCCUUAAAGCUUCACAGAAGAAACUCAUCCAUCCAGUAAAAGCCCUCAAAGACUUCUGUUUAGCAAUACGGGUGAUUCCCGGGGAAGUGGUAAACAAACAGAUACACCCAAUGGAUAUUGGUAUAGGGGUUUACAAACCAGUGUAGACUGGUUUGUACUUUGUUGCAUUUCUAAUAGCUCUAGGUUUUCCACAGUGCUACAGUUAGGUGACUGGAGUCUUCCUGAGGAAGUUGAGGUCCAUGGGGAUGACUACUGAAAAUACAAGCAUAUCAGAAGACAUACUUCACGCAUCACUUACUUUGGGAUAUAUUAACUGCUAUAACUGAUUUUGCUAUAACUAAACUCUCUCUUCCCUUGUAUAUCAAUACCACAUACUCUAGCUGAGACAGAGGUAUUAUGCCAUGAAAAUACACAAUGGGAUUUACUCAUUUCUCUGUUGAAGUACUACUGAUCUUUGUUUAGAUUAAAUCA
Dromaius novaehollandiae (emu) is the source of this 1779-nucleotide messenger RNA. RefSeq names its product lysosomal acid lipase/cholesteryl ester hydrolase-like. Gene Ontology annotation, molecular function: hydrolase activity, acting on ester bonds. The record is from RefSeq and is a predicted model, not a curated record. Lineage: Eukaryota; Metazoa; Chordata; Aves; Casuariiformes; Dromaiidae. The transcript has 10 exons. Bases 113 to 1315 code for a protein of 400 amino acids. Gene Ontology annotation, biological process: lipid metabolic process.